GCAAUACAGCACGCGUGUACUAUUUGUUUCCUAACCUAAUUUAUUACAUUACUUUAAUUUGUUGUCCGCAUUUAAAUCAGUUUGUCUUUCUCGGCAAUUCUCUACAUAUACAACAAAAAGUGAGGAAGAAAAUAAUUGUAGUAGCAUGUCGGGUCGUCCUGAACAUCAAGCUCCACCGGAAAUUUUUUACGGCGAAGAUGAAGCUCGAAAAUACACACGGAACACACGAAUGAUGGAAAUUCAACUUGUCAUGUCAGAGAGGGCAGUAGAAUUGUUAUGUUUACCUGAAAACCAGCCUUGCCAUAUAAUUGAUUUGGGCUGUGGAUCAGGCCUCAGUGGAGAAACAUUGACUGAACAAGGACAUGUAUGGACAGGAGUUGACAUUUCAUCAGCUAUGCUGGGUGUGGCAAAGGAAAGAGAAGUGGAAGGUGAUCUCCUUUUGGGGGACCUAGGCCAAGGCCUACCAUUUCGUGCAGGUGCUUUCGAUGGCGCCAUAAGUAUAUCGGCUUUACAAUGGCUAUGCAAUGCAGAUCAGAAGUCUCACAACCCAGCAAAAAGACUGUACACGUUUUUUUCUUCACUCUAUGGCUGCCUGAGUCGAGGAAGUAGAGCGGUUUUCCAGUUCUAUCCAGAAAAUAGUUCACAGGUGGAACUGAUCACAUCGCAAGCAAUGAAGGCUGGUUUUACAGGCGGAUUAGUUGUUGACUACCCUAAUAGUACCAAGGCCAAGAAGUUUUUUCUGUGUUUGAUGACAGGUGGACAACAACCGCUGCCUACUGCGUUGGGAGUAGACUCUCGCGAAGAUGCCCCUAACUGUGUUACAUUCUCACAAAAAAGAGAUAGGAUGAAACAACUGCGCGCAGGAAAAGCCCCCAAAAAAAGCCGAGAUUGGAUUCUGGAGAAAAAGGAACGCCGAAGACGACAGGGAAAAGAAACAAGGGAUGAUUCUAAAUUUACUGGUAGAAAGCGACAGUCUCAUGUGUGGUGAUGUGAUCGUAGCUCGCCUGUAAUAAAAAAAAUUAAUAAAAAAAAUACAAUCACUUUACGAUCAUCA
Messenger RNA from Daphnia magna, 1054 nucleotides. RefSeq names its product probable 18S rRNA (guanine-N(7))-methyltransferase. Gene Ontology annotation, molecular function: rRNA (guanine) methyltransferase activity. Bases 146 to 988 code for a protein of 280 amino acids. The record is from RefSeq and is a predicted model, not a curated record. Gene Ontology annotation, cellular component: nucleolus. Gene Ontology annotation, biological process: rRNA (guanine-N7)-methylation. Lineage: Eukaryota; Metazoa; Arthropoda; Branchiopoda; Diplostraca; Daphniidae. The transcript has 7 exons.